AUGUCCGAUUCGGAUGUUCUUCAGUCUGCGGUGCGCGUGCCCACGCCUCCCCCGGGCGCGUCGUUUUCACCAGCCGCAGCCUCUCGGAAACGCUCUCCUCCCUCUCGUUCUCCCUCCCCGAACCGUCGCCGUUCGCCUCCCGGAGAUUCCACCAGAGAUGGCCCAAGUGCCUCAACUGGCGACCUCGAUGAAAGGGAGCGGCAACUCGCUGAGCGCCUUCGCGAACACGAAAAGCGCGAAGCAGCGCGCAAACCGAUGACCGAGGAACAAAAGCAAGCCUCGGCCAAGGCGGAAUACGAAAAAUUGCUCAACAUGCGAUCUGGUGGUACUUACAUUCCCCCGGCUAGACUCCGUGCGUUACAAGCGCAGAUCACGGAUAAGACCAGCAAAGAGUACCAGCGCAUGGCAUGGGAAGCUUUGAAGAAGUCGAUUAACGGUCUGAUCAACAAGGUCAAUGUUUCUAACAUCAAGUAUAUUGUGCCGGAACUCUUUGGGGAAAACUUGGUGAGGGGUCGAGGCUUGUUCUGUCGGUCGAUCAUGAAGGCGCAGGCGGCCAGUUUGCCCUUCACUCCGAUUUACGCGACGAUGGCAGCAAUCGUCAAUACCAAACUCCCACAAGUCGGCGAUUUAUUGCUUUCCAGAUUGAUUGUUCAAUUCCGCAAAGCGUUCAAGCGAAACGACAAGGCAGUUUGCAUCUCCUCUACGACAUUUAUCGCACACCUUUGCAACCAGCAAGUUGCCCAUGAGAUGCUGGCAGCUCAGAUCCUCUUGCUUCUAUUGCAUAAGCCAACGGACGACAGCGUUGAAAUCGCUGUGGGACUCACCCGAGAAGUUGGUCAGCAUUUGGAGGAAAUGAACGCCCCGAUCGCACUCGCCGUGUUCGACCAAUUCCGAAACAUCCUACACGAGGCCGAUAUUGACAAGCGUGUGCAAUAUAUGAUCGAAGUGCUCUUCCAGGUGCGCAAGGAUCGCUACAAGAACAACCCAGCUAUCAAGGAAGAAUUGGAUCUUGUGGAAGAGGAAGAUCAGAUCACCCACCGCGCUGGAUUGGACGAUGAUUUCGAGACCCAGGACACCUUGAAUAUCUUCAAGUUUGACCCAGAAUGGGAAGAACAUGAGGAAGCCUACAAGAAGUUGAAGGCUGAAAUCUUAGGUGAAGAUAGCGACGAGGAUGGCGAGGAUGGUUCAGAUGAGAGCGAGGAAGAAGAGUCGGACACCGAAGAAGUCCAGAUGGAUAUUAAGGAUCAGAGUAACACUGAUCUAGUCAACCUUCGACGAACCAUCUAUCUCACGAUCAUGUCCAGCAUUGAUUUCGAAGAAUGCUGUCACAAACUGAUGAAGAUCAACCUGCCGGCCGGGUUGGAGCACGAACUUCCGUCCAUGAUUAUUGAAUGUUGUUCCCAAGAACGGACAUACUCCAAGUUCUACGGUUUGAUCGGAGAACGAUUUGCCAAGAUCAACCGUCUUUGGUCCGACCUGUUCGAGGCUGCUUUCGCCAAAUAUUAUGACACCAUCCAUCGUUAUGAAACCAACAAACUCCGCAACAUCGCUCAAUUCUUCGGCCAUUUGAUUAGCAAUGAUGCCAUUGGCUGGCACGUCCUGUCCGUCAUCCACCUCAACGAAGAGGAGACCACUUCUAGCAGUCGUAUCUUUAUCAAGAUCCUCUUCCAGAACCUUGCAGAGAACCUCGGUCUGCCCGGCCUGCAGGCCCGCUUCAGAGAUGAGAUCCUCCGCCCCAGCUUCGAGGGUCUUUUCCCAACAGAGAACCCCCGGCACACCAGGUUCUCCGUCAACUACUUCACCAGUAUCGGUAUGGGUGUAUUAACAGAAGACAUGCGCGAGCAACUCAAGAACGCGCCUCGCCCCGCACCGCCAGCCCUGCAGGCACGGGCUUCUCGAAGUUUGUCACGCACUCCAUCCGAUCGAUCCCGCUCCAUGUGCUCUACAUGUACCGGAUCCCCACACUCUCGCCGCUCCCGGUCUCCAUCAUAUUCCCGGUCUCCUUCCAGGGGCCGUGGUCGUUCCUACACCCGCUCACUCACCCCAUCCUCCCGGAGCCGGAGCUACACUCCCUCCCGAUCUCGGUCCCCAGUCCGCCGCCGUCGUGACGUAUCUUACAGCCGAUCCCGGACUCCCGCAGGACGUGCUCGCUCCCGCUCGGUUUCUCGCACUCCUGCCAAACGCCGAGCCCGUUCCCGUUCUCGCUCCUACGACUCGCGGAGCCCGAGUCGUAGUCGCAGCCCCUAUCGCCGCCGCUCGGUUUCUCGGUCUAUCACACCACCCCGUCGCGGCCAAAGCCCACGCCGGAACCGCAGCUACACCAGAUCUAUGUCACGAUCUGUCACGCCUCCUCGUCGCGAGCCUGCGUCUCGGGGAGCAAAGCGGACCUCUGAGUCUGUGUCGCCUGCCCCCCGUCGGAGACGCGAUGUUUCGGACUCUCGCUCGCCACCUCCUAAGCGUCGGGACGAAUCACGGGGUCGAAGCUCCUCCCGGACACCACCUCGUCGUAGAUAA
Penicillium soppii is the source of this 2514-nucleotide messenger RNA. RefSeq names its product pre-mRNA-splicing factor CWC22. Gene Ontology annotation, biological process: mRNA splicing, via spliceosome. The record is from RefSeq and is a predicted model, not a curated record. The transcript has a single exon. Lineage: Eukaryota; Fungi; Ascomycota; Eurotiomycetes; Eurotiales; Aspergillaceae. Gene Ontology annotation, molecular function: protein binding; RNA binding. Gene Ontology annotation, cellular component: catalytic step 2 spliceosome. Bases 1 to 2514 code for a protein of 837 amino acids.